This is a messenger RNA of Peronospora belbahrii, 2634 nucleotides long. NCBI's taxonomy places the organism in Eukaryota, Oomycota, Peronosporomycetes, Peronosporales, Peronosporaceae. The record is from the annotation of a GenBank genome assembly.
AUGAACUUCCUCAAGACACUUGGAGGUCUGGUUGGCUCCAGUGCCACAGGAGGUCUGCCAUUCUCGAUGGACACGCCUUCAAUGGAUGGUAAUGUGGCGGCAGGAGGCGCAUCCGGUGAGAGCGUCGUGUACGAGGGGCUUCCGGACUUUGUGCUGCACUCGGGCAAGAGCAAACAGGACCCAAACCACGCUGUAUCAAUUUUUAAGUCUCGUCAGCCAUCAGGUAAGCUUACGCAAAACGCCCUGCGCCGCAUAAAGACUCUGCGCCAUCCCAACAUUUUGGCGUAUCUGGAUGGUACGGAGGUGCCCAAUAAUGGUCCAGUGAUCAUCAUAACAGAGCACGUCAUGCCGCUGUCCGAGUUCCUCACAUUGCUGCGUAUGGAGUAUGGAGAACACAGUGACGAGUUUUCCAUGUGCGUAUCCUGGGGCCUACGCAGCAUUCUUAUGGCCCUGCAGUUUAUAAACGUCGACUGCAAACUCAUUCACGGUCGCCUUGCGCCACAGAGUAUCUUCGUCACGAAGGGUGGGGACUGGAAAUUGGGUGGCUUCGAGCUGACAGCCGAGAUCACUAGUGAUGGCCCAUCAUACAUUUAUACAGCAUUCCAACAGUAUGCAGAUGCCAGCUAUAAAUCACCUGAAUGCAAACGCUCCGACUGGAAGGCGGUGGCGUUGGGACCGCCCUUUGGCAUGGACAUAUGGGCAUUUGCUUGUCUUAUGUACUACGUUUUUAAUGAUGGUCAAUUUCGACCCAGCGACAUUUCGACGGCCGCACAUAUUCCGCCACCAAUUCGAUCUUAUUUCCGCAAAGCUAUCGACGACAAUCCUGCUCGCCGACCAAGUCCAGAAAAGAUUUUAAAGUGCAGCUACUUUUAUACACCCUUUAUUAAACGGAUGGAUUUCAUAGAGAAUCUUGCUGUCAAAGAAUCUGACGAGAAGGUAGCCUUUUACAAAGAGCUGUGCGCUAACUUGGAAACGCUGCCGCGCUGCUUUGGUGUGCACAAAAUUUUACCAGCUCUGAAACAGGUGGUCGAGUUUGGUGCAGCACCUGGUUUGAAGAAUGGUCUUGUAAAGCUGGACCCUUCGGCUAGUCAUAUGCUUCCGGCUAUGGUACAGCUUGGGAGCUCGUUAACUGCGGAAGAAUUCAAAACUGAUGUGCUUCCGGUCAUCGUCAAGUUGUUCAGUUGCAAUGAUCGUGCUGUUCGCGUGCAGCUAUUGCAAAUGAUGGAGAAAUUUACGGUCCACUUUGACGCAAAGCUUGUGAACAGUGUGGUUGUGUUCGACAACUUAUGCAGUGGCUUUACGGAUGCGGCACCUGUGUUGCGUGAACUCACUGUAAAGUCGAUGCUACACAUCGCGGAUAAGCUGUCGGAGACCAACCUUAACAACCGUGUCAUGAAGUACUUUGCGAAACUCCAGUCUGAUCCGGAACCAGCUAUUCGAACAAACACCACGAUCUGUUUAGGAAAAAUUGCCAGCAAAUUAAAUGAUACGACAAGACCAAAGGUGCUGUUUCCAGCAUUUGCAAAAGCACUCAGAGAUCCAUUUCCUCAUGCACGUCUCGCUGGGCUUCGCUCAAUAACUGCAUGCCAAGCAUACUUUACACCGCAAAGCAUGGCGAACAACAUUGUCCCAGCAAUUUCUCCUCUUCUUCUUGACGUAUCCAGUACCGUCCGAGACCAAGCAAAACUCUCGCUUGACAGUUGUAUGAAGAAAAUAAUCGAUGAAGCUGCAAACAUGAAAGUUCGGGAGGAGCUUGACGCAAAAGAAUCUGAAUUGAAGCGCAUUUCAGGCGAAGCCGACCAUGUUGGCGAUGUUGUGGCAGCUAGGACUUUUUCAUCUUCAAAUGGUGGUUAUAGCUCAAGCGGAUAUGCAUCUUCCCUAACUGCUUGGGCUUCCUCUGCUGUUGCGACGAAUGUUAGUAGGCUGGUAAAUUCAGGUGGUUUGUCGUCUGCGUCGCAAUCAUUAGCUGCAGCUUCUUCUCCGCGUUCAUCUUCCGUCUCAGACAGCACGAUCCGAAACAAUACCCUUGGCUCUUCCGCUAUAUCACCGUUGAAACACAUGAGCUUUAAUGCGUUUUCAGCGGAUGACGUGGCGGCUGAAAAUGGUUGGGGUGAUGACGACGACUUGGAUGGCUUGGAUAGCCCUAAGCGUACAAGUUCUGCUUUUGGCUCGUCGUUAUCGGUAAAAAAUGGGGCGUCAUCAUCAUUGACGUCCCCAGCGGCAUCUGUGUUGUCCGAGUCGUUGUCUUUUUCGACUUCAACAGUCAAGCUAAACGCAUCUCGCAACCUGGGACCGAAUUUAACCUCGUUGGCAGUACAGACAAAGCUUGUAAGCUCUGCCGCUGCGACGAGUAUUGCUGACAGCGGUUGGAGUAAAGAUAACUGGGGUGCUGUCGAUGACCUGGACUGUGCGAAAGCGAGCAGGCUUAGCGUGGGAUCCCGAAACGAUAACAGUAGAUCAAGUGCGUUUUCGCCUUUGAUCAUCACUGGAACAGCGCCAACUUCGUCUGCCGGGUUGUCUUCAGGGCGAAAGACGGCAAGUGAACGUCGCGCAGAGGCUCAACCGAAGAGCAAACUGAAGACGGCAAUUGCGAAGCCGCAUUACCAACGAAGGUUCGCUAUGGCCAUGCUGUAA